Porites lobata is the source of this 1756-nucleotide messenger RNA. Lineage: Eukaryota; Metazoa; Cnidaria; Anthozoa; Scleractinia; Poritidae. The record is from the annotation of a GenBank genome assembly.
AUUUAUCUAAGAGUAUUCCCUUGCUUACAAACUCCCAAGAUUAUCAUCCUGAAAACAGUGUACACAUUGGCCACCUUUAAUAAGAAUAAAAAGGAAAACAGGUCUACAGUGUACAGCUUUACACGUGUAACUCCUGCCUUCUUACUUAGACUAGCUGCUCCCCUCUCAGAUGAACAGAAGUUUGAAGUGGAAGUUGAGCAGAAGCUUUUGAAUGAGUGGACUGAUAUAAAAAGAAAAACAUACAGAGCAAACCAGGAACUGGUAAGAGAAGAUGGAAUUGAUGCUUUUGUGUAUGAUGGAGUUUUGUAAGGUGGUUCUAACUUUUGAAUCUGUGAAAUCCUGAGACCAUUCAAAUAAUUCUUCUUCAACAAUACUUUCACAUAGUACUAUUUAUUUAUUAUGUAGUUCUAACUUUUGAGUCCGCGGAGAAAUCUUAUCGUAUGACCAUUCAAAUAAUGUAUAGAUUUAGCCAGGGCUAAAAGUCAAGCUCUCGAUAAUAUUUAUAGUUUGUUCAAACAAAAUAUAAAAUCGUGUAAUGCUAAGCGGCGAAGGCAACUUCAGAGAACGGUGAAAAACAAAAAUAGGUCUAAUUAGCAAACCAAAUAACUCUGCACGCGCAGCACACUUUUUUUGUACAUUUCCUUGCCGUUGUUUUGCACGACUACAACGCAGACCUUCCAGAAACUUUUUUAUGGAGGAAAUGUCGUACGUGUUCUCGUUCACUUUUUUUUACUGCCGCUCAUUUUCACCUUGCAUUGGUGGCCGCGGGCAUUUCUCAUUUUGUUACCGGCGCUACAAAAUUUUCAUAUUGUUCUUCCAACAAAAAAUGUCUCUUGUGUUUUUUUAUCUCUCGCUCUAGAUCUCUGUCGCGCUUUUUCGCGUUGAGUUUCGCUAGCCUUCCGCCUACUCUCUCUUUUUCUCCGUCUUUCUCUUGCUCUGUAUUCCAAAUUUGUGGGAAUGACAAUUAAUCUAAGCUUAAUACUUUAGAUAACACGGAUACAGAAACAAUUUCCGCUUUCCGUGUCGUCUUUAUUGACUCUUUAGCUGCCGCUGUUUUACAAGACGCGGGUGGCUAUGCGAUUUCCCGCCAAAAUAACCUCGAGUUGCGUUUGGGUUGCCAUACCUGUUGGUUGAGUUAUUUUACAUUGGUAUGCCUCUGGUGCGGACGGACGGUCUCUCGGGCGGAUGGUUUACGGUCACGUGAUUACCAAAUAUUCUCGGAUGGGUAGAUUGCCACAUUUUCUUACCCAUGGUGUUCCGCUAAGCGCGCUUCGCGUGUGAGAGCUCCGCUAUAACCUCCUUGAUUGUGCUUCACAAGGUGCUUUUUGUUUUCAAGCAUCUUGCAGAAAAGUUUUGUCAAAUUUUUACUAAGCAAGGAGCGAUGGGGCAGGGGUAAUAGUGGUGAUAGAAGCAUGGAGAGAUUUCCUAAACCAAGAAAACAAAUCUUAAAACAACAGUGACUUUCCCAAAACAGGAAAUCAUCUUUAAUGUGAUCUAAGAGAAAAAUUCUCAGUUUAAGUUCUUUAGAGUUUUCACUGAAUUGCGGCAAAAAAGCAGCAUAAAGAAUUAUUGAGUUACUCUUGAUUGAGAAGUUGACGUGUCUUUUUUUUUCUUAUGUUUCUAGGAAAGACUGCGAUAUUAUCAGAAAACUCGCGGUAUCAGUUCUUCUCCCAAGACUAACAGAGAUGCGAACAACGCCAGAGACCCCCAGAAAACAGCAUCAGCAAGAAGUGGGCUUCAUGAGAACAGCACGUAA